CCCCCCCCCCGAACACACACAGACUCGAAAAAUGGUAGCUAUGCAGCAGAACCUGAGGACAUCGCUGGCGGCAACGCUUACCGAGACGGGGUUGCUCCGCUCGGACGGACUAAUCAACGGGAAAUGGGUGAAGGCCGCUUCAGGCAGACUGUUUCCAGUGAACGAUCCAGGAACGGACACCAAGGUUGCAUCUGUGUCUGCCUUCGGCGAGGCUGAUGCAAAGCUAGCUGUCUCGGCGGCAGAGCAGAGCUUCGACGCUUGGCGCUCCAAGACUAUGCAGGAGCGGGGGAGGUUGCUAUCUCGCUGGUCUGAGUUGAUCGGCGAAAAUUCGAACGACUUGGCCACCAUCAUGUGUCUCGAGAGCGGAAAACCGAAGGCAGAAUCAAAGGGAGAAGUGAACUACGCCAUGUCGUUCAUAAACAUGUACGCGGGGAUGCAGACGAACGGGAUGGUCCUACCGCAGCAGACCGACAGUCAUCUCCUCAUGGUCACGAAGGAGCCUGUUGGCGUGUGCGCCUUGCUUACUCCGUGGAACUUCCCGGCUGCGAUGUUUACUCGGAAGGCGGCUCCAGCUCUCAUGGCGGGGUGCACCAUCGUCCUCAAGCCAGCGGAAGACACCCCCCUUACCGCGCUUGCCCUGGCUUGGCUGUGGGAACGAGCCGGGGGGCCCAAGGGAGUGGUGAACGUCGUGCCCACCCCGCGGGAGCUGGUGGAGGAGGUCGGCAACGUUCUCACGACCGACGAAGCCGUCAGGAAGAUCUCCUUCACGGGAUCCACCGCGGUGGGAAAGCACCUGCUGAAGCAGGCCGCGGGCACGGUCAAGAAAACGUCCAUGGAGCUGGGGGGCAACGCGCCCUUCGUGGUCUUCGAUGACGCCAACCUUGAGCUGGCUGUAAACGGUGCAAUGACGGCGAAGUUCCGAUUCGGAGGCCAGGUUUGUAUAGCCCCAAACAGGUUUCUGGUGCAGGAGGGAAUCUACGAAGCUUUCGUCGCUAAGAUGGCGGAGCGGAUCAGGGCUCUUCGCGUCGGAGACGGACUCGACUCUCGCACCAACAUGGGGCCCCUGAUCAACCUCGCGGCGAGAGACAAGGUGGCAGGCUUGGUGAAGGACGCCGUCGACAAAGGAGCAGAGGUUGUCUGCGGGGGGCAGCUCGAGCAGCAUGAAAUGGGGAACAACUUCUUCGCACCGACGCUGCUAGGUGGCUGCACGCUGGACAUGCGCAUCAGCCAAGAGGAGAUAUUCGGGCCCGUGGUGGCCGUCAUGAAGUUCAAAGACGCGGAUGAGGCCCUCGCCAUAUCCAACAGCUCGCGUAGCGGAUUGGCCGGGUACGUGUACACGCAGGACUACUCCAGGGGGAUGCGAUUCGCGGGAAGACUUGAAGUCGGAAUGGUCGGAAUGAACGAAAGCUCCAUCUCGAGCUGCGUGGUCCCUUUCGGGGGGGUAAAGGAGAGCGGGAUGGGCAGGGAAGGUUCCGUGAUGGGAAUGGAUGAGUUUAUGGAGGUCAAAUCAAUCUGCCUUGGCGGAAUAUGAUUUUGUUGACCUCUCGCACGACUGACGACUGCGCACGGCUGUCAAUUUUGGUGUAAAUUCGAUGUAACUUCGUCCCCAAGAUAAGCUUCCACGUAAAUUGCACUUUCCUACUUUUGAGGUACGUGCUUGUUUUCCAGGGUGGGAUGGGGCAUGUGAACAGGUGUGUGUUGUAUGACAAGCGAGUGCCACCCUAGUGAGGGUUUUGUAUGAUGAGGAAAUAUGCAGAGCGGCGAGAUCUUUCACUCGUGCAGAGGACAGCGAGUUCGGUUGAAUACCACGAAAGAUUGCGGCAAUCGAGGAGGUGAACGGUAGAUAACCGCCAGAAAUAAAAAAAAGGGUCGUCGGGAAGCGACAAAAGAGUGUAAUAGUGCCCCUCGGAGAUCUGUAGAGACGCAGAGUGCUAGUUGCCGUGGGGUGCACAUAUGUUUGUCUUCGCUGCAGUGAGGAAGGCCUCCAAACAAUCACGAGUGCACGGAUCCCACCGAACGUUGCAACAGCUGCUCGCGAACCUGUCACCAAAGAUAAUGGCUGCG
Molecule: messenger RNA, 2064 nt
Organism: Ectocarpus sp. CCAP 1310/34
Lineage: Eukaryota; Phaeophyceae; Ectocarpales; Ectocarpaceae
Source: the annotation of a GenBank genome assembly